Lates calcarifer (barramundi perch) is the source of this 4347-nucleotide messenger RNA. RefSeq names its product retinoic acid receptor alpha-B. Gene Ontology annotation, molecular function: zinc ion binding; nuclear receptor activity; RNA polymerase II cis-regulatory region sequence-specific DNA binding. NCBI's taxonomy places the organism in Eukaryota, Metazoa, Chordata, Actinopteri, Centropomidae. Gene Ontology annotation, cellular component: nucleus; transcription regulator complex. Gene Ontology annotation, biological process: regulation of transcription by RNA polymerase II; retinoic acid receptor signaling pathway; cellular response to corticotropin-releasing hormone stimulus. The record is from RefSeq and is a predicted model, not a curated record. The coding region runs from base 965 to 2422 and encodes 485 amino acids. The transcript is spliced from 9 exons.
AGAGAGAGAGAGGCCGUCGGGUACAGAGCGGAGGUUACCACAGGACACUGCUGCCUGUACCGCUGCUGGAGCUCAACAAUAGCAGCAAGAGGUACUCAAACCCAAAACUCGGAUAUCUUUUCGAUGUACCUACCGCUGGCAUUUUCACCACUGGAUAUUCUGCUUGUUGGACCUACAGCAGCGAGUUCAAAGCCAUACAUGUUGUGAACGCUUGGAGCCGGAGCGACUAGAGCAGCGCGUUUCGACCGACUGGACCUUUUCACUUUUCGGUAGCCACAUUCAUUCACAGCAUGUAUGCAUCUAAGACAAACAGCAGGCUACUGGUUAAGACAUUACAGAGGCUGUCAGUGAAAUAGACUGUUCGCUAGACUGGCAACAAAGAGUAGCAAGCGAUAUGAAAAUUAUAUAAUACAUUUAGCUUCUAUGAAAACACAGUCAUAAAACUGCUAACGUUAACGAUGCAGGACUAGUAUAAAACCACAGGGACACAGGCUGUAUAGGCUCUGUCGAGGUCUUUGAACAUUAACGUAAUACACGCCGCAUGUGUGUUGGUAUAGUAGUGUAAUGUUACAUGGUUUUAUUUUCCUUGGUUGCCCCUUUUUUAAACAAUUUUUGGUACAAAGUAACGAGGACUGCAACUCAGGACAGCAGUUAAGUUGUCGACACUUGUAGCAUUUGAGCUGUAAAACGACGGUUAAAAAAAAACACAGCGGUUAUUUGCCAUUUAAACUCGUCCCGGAAAAGUUUGACAGUACACUGCCUGUGCUCCUCAAAGGGCCGAGAAGUCAACAGGACAGGUCAUCUUUUUUUCCCCUACUCAACCUCCUCCCAUCAGUCUGUUAUGAAGAUGUGAACUCCCUCCCUCCCUUUUCGCUGUUCAGGACACUUUGAUAUUUUUCUCUAUUAGUAGGCUACUAAAGUAUCAAACGCGACCCUCCCCCCCCUCCUCCUCUGUCUCUCGGGGAUGUACGAAAGCGUGGAUGUUGUGGGUUUGAGUCCCAGUCCCAGCCGCAGCAGCCCCAGCCCCGGCUCUUUUCUGGGCAUGGACUACUAUCACAGACCCCCGGGGCUUGGGCCAGAGAAGGGACUACUGUCCGGGGCAGGAGGACUCCAGCGUCACUUCGGAGGGUCCCUGGUGGCCGGCAGGCACUGGAGCGGAUCCUGCCACUCUAUAGAGACUGAGAGCACGAGCUCAGGGGAGGACCUGCUCGUACCCAGCCCCCCUUCACCUCCGCCCCCACCCCGCAUCUACAAGCCCUGCUUUGUAUGUCAGGACAAAUCUUCAGGAUACCACUAUGGAGUCAGCGCUUGUGAGGGCUGCAAGGGUUUCUUUCGGAGGAGCAUUCAGAAGAACAUGGUGUACACAUGCCACCGAGACAAAGUCUGUGUCAUAAACAAGGUGACAAGGAACCGGUGUCAGUCCUGUCGACUGCAGAAAUGCCUUGAUGUUGGCAUGUCAAAGGAGUUGGUGCGAAAUGACAGAACGAAGAAGAAGAAAGAGGAGAAGCGGCAGGGGGAGACAGAGAUCUAUGUUCUGUCAGCAGACACAGAGCAGAUGAUUGAACAAGUUCGCCAGGCCCACCAGGACACAUUUCCCUCCCUCUGUCAGCUGGGAAAAUACACUACGAACAACAGCUCAGAGCACCGUGUCUCACUGGAUGUCAGUCUUUGGGACAAGUUCAGUGAAUUGUCUACCAAAUGUAUAAUUAAGACAGUGGAAUUUGCCAAGCAGCUGCCUGGCUUCACAGCACUAACCAUCGCUGAUCAGAUCACCCUGCUCAAAGCUGCCUGCCUUGACAUACUGAUUCUGAGGAUCUGCACUCGUUACACCCCAGACCAGGACACAAUGACUUUCUCUGACGGUUUGACUCUGAACCGCACCCAGAUGCACAAUGCUGGGUUUGGACCUCUCACAGACCUCGUAUUCUCCUUUGCAAACCAGCUGCUGCCGCUGGAGAUGGACGAUGCAGAGACGGGAUUACUCAGCGCCAUCUGCCUGCUCUGUGGAGAUCGUCAGGAUCUGGAAGAACCAGAAAAGGUGGACGUUCUUCAGGAGCCAAUGUUAGAAGCCUUGAAGAUCUAUGUGAGGAGGAGGAGGCCUGAUAAACCCUGUAUGUUCCCCAAAAUACUGAUGAAGAUUACUGACCUCAGGAGCAUCAGUGUGAAGGGAGCAGAGCGAGUGAUCACACUGAAAAUGGAGAUACCCGGCUCCAUGCCUCCUCUCAUCCAGGAGAUGCUGGAGAACUCUGAGGGUCUGGAGGGGCACGGAGCAGGGGGAGAGAAGGGAGGAGGAAAAGGCAGAGGAGGAAGCAGAGAAGAGGAUGAAACAGACCUCAGGAGCUGUUCGUCGCCCAAAUCAGUCUCCUCUCCCAGCCCAAGCCCCAUACCUUGCUCCCCGUCUUCUCCUUCCCCCUCUACCUGAGGCAGAGCACCUCUGCUCCACACAGCACCACUCCAGGGACACAGUGUGGUACUGCGAGAAAAGCCACACCACAUAGCAGACACACAGGGAAUGAAAGCAGAGAAACUGCAUCCAAUAGCAAAUAAUCUGGAGGACAAAAAAGUCUGAAUGUGUGAAUCAGUAAACUCUCUGGGCUACUAGUUACAAUGGGAGGGAGGCUAAAUAUACAGAUGUUGUAUUGAAUGAAAACAGUCAGACAGUGAUGUGAGGACUGAUUUAUGGUCAGACAUCAAUUUCAUAGAUACAGUGCAAAAAAAGUGUUUUCAUUUAAAAAAAAAAUCUUUUUAUAAUGCCUAAAAUGUUAAUUAUUUGCAGACUGUGUGAACCUAAAUGAAGGAUUAUCUAUAUGCUCUAGGUAAACAUGAAUAGACUGAUGAAGAGGUUACCUCUUACACACUUCCUCCCUGAUGAAGCGUCAUGUAUAAUAUGCAGAAUCUAUAUAAGAGUAAAGUUAUGCCAAUGACGGAUAGAGGUGGUGGUUGGUAUGGUUUUCUCAAGCUUUCAAUUAUAUUUAAAAAUCAUUAUCAAGAGCAGGCAGAGGUGACAAGAACAACAGCAGAUAAAUACCAGAUGUAUUUAUCUGCUCAGAUCUUAUUGUUCGGGUGUAUCAGCGAGGCUGGUGAUAUCACAAUUAACCAAAAAAUGUUCACAAACAACAAAUAACUUCAGUUCUUUGGAGGCUUUUAAACUGCUGUUCAAGCAGAGCCUCUUUAAGCUGCCCUCCAUGUCAUUUGCCUCCAGCUUGGCUCCAAGUUGUUAAAAUGUCAGUUAAAAGUCCAAAUUCCUUGAAUGAUGUCAUAUGUUCAUAUGUGGCACCACUGGGUCCUUUAAAAUGGUCACUUUUCACCUAUAUAAUAACUCUAUAUAAUCAGCAUCACAACCAGGACACCUGAAGUGAUACGCAACGUGUGUUGUUGCUGUUAAAUGAUGAUGAACUUAAUGAUGUAUCUGAGCAAUGAGCUGACACAUCUAGUAUGUAUUUACUGUUGUUUCCUUGUCAUGUCCACCUGCUCCUGAUCAGAGUUUUGUCCGGUAAUGAAGACUGAAAGUGUGCUCCUUCUAUGGAGUAACUUUAAUCUUACAUGUACUCAAUAUUUGUGGAUCUCCUGGUUUAUGCAGAAUCCUGAUAUUGUAUAUAAAAGAGGCUGUGAAAGAAGUUGCCACACUGAGACAGACUUAGACCACAGUUUAUUUUCCUAAAUGUAUGUUUGUGUGUACUGUAAUUUCCCAAAUCAUCCCGACGUCUUCUCCUUUCCUUCUCCUCACAGACACAUCGGGAUAAAACAAUAAUCCUUGACUUAAAUUCCCCUCUCUGGAAUCAGACAUGUAAACAAGAACUGCAGACUCUUUAGCUUCAGGCAAACACAUUUUUCUCUGUUUUACUUUGUAUCAUCAUCUGUAGUUAAAGAUGUAUAUGGGGUUAUGUAUAGAUGCAGCUCCAGAAACUCAAAUGUGAAAUAUAAGAAAUUUUAAAAUAAUACAAAGUCUGCCUGUUGGUGGACACUUUGCAGCCAAAGCAAACUGUGAUACCUGAAAAGCAAUCACCCCUCACAAGAGUGUUCCACUCUUAUAAUGAACCCUACUGUGCACUAGAGCUGUAAAGCACUGCAGAGUUCUAGUUUAAUGAAAGUAAUAUGGAAAUCUCAUCAGCACUAAUGACAGGUGCAGCCAAAACACGUUCUGGAUGAUCAAGUUGUAUUUUGUUUUUACAGUCUAGCAAAAUGUACUUUUAUAGUAUGCUUACACAGUGCCACUGCCUACUGUCAUUUACAGAUCUUGUAACUCCAGUAUCAAUGUUGUCCUCUUUAAUUUAUGGUGAGCUAAAACUCAUUGAAAAUUCUAAAAGUACAGGGAGAUGAAUAAAGGUGUAUGAUUUUCCACUUGUC